Messenger RNA from Suillus subalutaceus, 2670 nucleotides. Its product is annotated as muts domain V-domain-containing protein. Gene Ontology annotation, biological process: mismatch repair. Gene Ontology annotation, cellular component: nucleus. The transcript has 10 exons. Lineage: Eukaryota; Fungi; Basidiomycota; Agaricomycetes; Boletales; Suillaceae. The record is from RefSeq and is a predicted model, not a curated record. Gene Ontology annotation, molecular function: mismatched DNA binding; ATP binding; ATP-dependent DNA damage sensor activity. The coding region runs from base 1 to 2670 and encodes 889 amino acids.
AUGCUUGCCACUGAGAUCCUGAACAACCUUGCUAAAUUUCCCCAUUGCAUCCUCCUGACUCGUGUUGGUCAGUUUUACGAGUCUUACUUUGAUCAAGCAAUUGAGGUGGCUCGUCUACUAAAUAUCAAGCUGACUUCUCGCGUCUGGGACAAGCAAAACAUCGCGAUGUGCGGUUUCCCAUUAAUGCAUCUGGAUAAGUAUCUCAAAGUACUUGUCCAACACAAUAAACGGUUCGUCGCGAUGUGUGAAGAAUUUCCUCGGUAUUCUGCGUCGGGUCAGAAACCCGAGUUCGAUAGACGAGUGGUUCGCGUGAUAACCCCUGGGACGCUCAUCGAUGAGCCAUUCAUCAACCAGUUUGAAAAUAAUUAUCUAUUGUCCAUCAGCGCCGAUGGUACAAUGGAAGAAAUGGAUGCCACACCUAUAGGACUAGCCUGGAUCGACGUCUCUACAGGUGAAUUUUUCGCAAAGACAUCGUCUAGGGAGGCUCUGAAGGAUGACCUUGCGAGGAUAUGCCCACGAGAGGUCGUCCUAGAGGAUAAAUUCCAAGCCAACUUUUCGCAUCCCAUUCAUCAGUUGCUUGUGGAUGAAGGAUGCUUUGUUUCGUACGCUACGCCCUCUCAAGGCACCUUGGUGAAGGAUUCACUCGAGACUGCUGCUGCUCCAGAUGACCUCAACAAACUGGAAGGAGACUUGACUUCUGUUCCAUCCGCAUAUUCUCCCGAGGAGUCGUCCGCUAUCACAAUUCUUACCAACUUUCUGCACGCUCACUUGUUGGAGCACAUGCCAAGUCUCUCAAUGCCGAGUCGCGAAGGCAACGUGGAUCGCAUGCAAAUCGACUCUCACACUAUCAAGGCACUUGAAAUCAGGGAAAGCACGCGAGAAGGCGGUACGACAGGUAGCUUGCUGAGCGUCGUCAAAAGAACUGUAACACGGAGCGGAACACGUCUACUGGCUCGAUGGUUGUGUUCACCGAGUACAUCGGUCAAAGAAAUACAAGCUCGACAGUCAUUGGUAGCAUUCUUUCACGCCAGGCCACACUUACUCAGCGACGUCAGGCAGUUCUUGGAUGAAGUCGAAGACACGACACGGAUCGUUCAAAGGUUCCUUCUUGGGCGAGGUGAUCCUGGCGAUUUGGUUUCGAUCAGCAAGACGAUUAACGUCUGGAGUGCAAUUCGCAAGCGCUUGGAACUCGAGAAGCAGAUGGAAAGUUCGGAACGAGGCUUUCUGCUUUCGGAAGAUUGGUCAAGUGUCGAUGCUCUUUUAUGCCGAAUGGCAGAUCUGCAAGACCUUGAGAGUCGAAUCAAUCUGGCUUUGCGAAAUAUUGAAACUACAGAUGAGUCAAAAGAUGAUCAGGACGCCGAUGGCUCUCUUCCAGCAGAUGCGGAGGAGUCCAGCAAAAUUGGUUUCAAGUUUGAUAUUCCCUUCAGGUGUUUCAUUCGACCAGAAUUUUCUUCGCAACUGAUGUCUCUGCAUACCAACCUCGUCGAUUUAUUAGAGCAAAGAAGGAAAAUGGAACGUCAACUCCAAGUAGACUAUGAAGCACCUUCUCUGACCCUGAGGACUUCUCCUGCGCUAGGAAUGCAUGUCCACAUCGGUCGCUCGAGGAGAGACCAGGCUGUUGUGAAGGCAUCGCCGCUCUUCAUUAAUAUAUCGGAGAGCGGUUCGACUAGCUCCUAUUUUUACCAGUCAUGGUCGUCUCUAGGCAAUCAGCUAGUUGAAACUGCGACGGCGAUCACGAACGCUGAAAAGGAAGCUUUCAGCCUGUUGCGCAAUGAGGUUAAAGCCUUUGCGACCCAUCUUCGAAGGAAUGCGCGGAUAAUGGACGAAUUGGAUGUUACCCUCGGAUUGGCGAUUCUUGCAGCUGAAUUACGGUUCACGAGGCCCGUUAUCACUGAUAACAUGACAUAUGAGGUGACCAAUGGACGACAUCCAAGCGUAGAACUUGGCCUGCUCACUUCAGGUCGAGUCUUCACUCCGAACUCCGUGGUACUGGAUCGUGCCUCUCGGCUUCACAUAAUCACAGGCCCGAACAUGGCAGGGAAAUCAACAUUCCUGCGACAAGCAGCUUUGAUUGCUAUACUCGCUCAGACUGGUUCCUUUGUACCCGCGGACCACGCUGUCAUCGGAGUUGUAGACAAACUCUUUUCCAGAGUAGGGGCCAAGGAUGAUCUGUUUCGUGACAGAAGUACAUUCAUGGUGGAGAUGCUGGAAACAGCUGAAAUUCUACGUCGGGCAACUCCAAUGAGCUUGGUCAUCAUGGAUGAAGUGGGUCGUGGAACCACCGUAAAAGAUGGUCUGGCAAUAGCAUUUGCUGCCGUACAUCAUCUUGUCACCCAAAAUCAGUGUCGGGCUUUGUUUGCAACUCAUUUUCAUGAACUCGCAGAUAUGCUUGGUUACUCCGAUAGUCACCGUGGCGGCGGCGUCUUCCAAGAAGUCGGGUUCUUUUGUACAGAUGUUGAUGAGACAGACGACAACCAUUUUGCCUACUCCCAUCGUUUGCGUCCAGGCGUGAAUCGAGAUAGUCAUGGCCUCAAGGUUGCUCAACUGGCAGGCAUGCCAGAAUCUGCUGUCCUUCUUGCUAAGCAAGCUUUGGAUGCACUCAAAGGACAGGAUCACAUCGGAUCUCAACAACUGUCUUCCCUGGGGCAAUCUUUAACGAGUUCAAGGUAG